Molecule: messenger RNA, 924 nt
Organism: Camelina sativa (false flax)
Lineage: Eukaryota; Viridiplantae; Streptophyta; Magnoliopsida; Brassicales; Brassicaceae
Product: ubiquitin-conjugating enzyme E2 35
Source: RefSeq, a predicted model, not a curated record
AGUGUGGGUGGAAAUUUAGAGAUAGAUUUAGGAAAUCGAAUUAAAAAUCAUCAUCGAGGAUCACGUCGUCAGAUUCGAGACACGACGACGACGAAACUCGUUGUUCUCCAUUAUCAAAUCAAUCAGCUCCCCCUAAAAAAAAAGCCCUAACUCUCUCUCUCUCUCUCUCUCUCUCUUAGAUCGAUCGGAGGAGUCGGCGGCAAGCGAUAAUGGCCAACAGUAAUUUGCCGCGAAGAAUCAUCAAGGAGACUCAACGUCUACUCAGUGAACCGGCUCCCGGUAUAAGUGCCUCUCCUUCUGAGGAUAAUAUGCGCUAUUUCAAUGUUAUGAUUCUUGGUCCUUCACAAUCACCUUAUGAAGGAGGAGUUUUCAAGUUGGAGCUCUUUUUGCCUGAAGAAUACCCUAUGGCUGCUCCCAAGGUUAGGUUUCUCACAAAGAUAUACCAUCCUAACAUUGACAAGCUGGGAAGAAUAUGUCUUGAUAUCCUGAAGGACAAAUGGAGCCCUGCACUACAAAUACGAACAGUGCUCUUAAGUAUUCAAGCUCUUCUGAGUGCACCAAACCCAGAUGAUCCGCUGUCUGAGAACAUUGCUAAGCAUUGGAAGAGUAAUGAGGCAGAAGCUGUGGAGACAGCCAAAGAAUGGACCCGUCUUUACGCAAGCGGCGCGUAAUGGGUUGGAGGGUGAAAAGAUCUCUUUCAUCCAAAUAACAUUACAUUUGAUGAAAUCUAUCUCAACAUCAAAGUUAUAAGAAAGCUUAUAUCUUGCUGGCUCUUCCCCCGCGUACUUACAAAACCGUGUUUUCGUCUCCAUUAAGUUGUAUCUCUCUGAAUAACUGUAUCAUUACUUAUAGGAUCGAGACACGUUUUUCAUAUUUGAAGUUUGUCAAAGGUUCUUCGAGUCCAAAGUACUCUUUCUCAAGCUC